Salvelinus sp. IW2-2015 is the source of this 1658-nucleotide messenger RNA. RefSeq lists its product as uncharacterized. Gene Ontology annotation, molecular function: DNA-binding transcription factor activity; RNA polymerase II cis-regulatory region sequence-specific DNA binding. The record is from RefSeq and is a predicted model, not a curated record. Gene Ontology annotation, biological process: regulation of transcription by RNA polymerase II. Lineage: Eukaryota; Metazoa; Chordata; Actinopteri; Salmoniformes; Salmonidae.
UCACAUGACGAUGUUUGCGGCUCAUUUUGAGUUCACGUGGAUACAUUUGGGUUCCAUCAUAUCUUGCCUAGUAACGUUAGCUAGUCUUUUCGGGCUGUCCGACUUUUACUUUACCUCCUGCAAAAUGUCCAAACUACAGUUGUUGAAUGUGUUUCUUACCAAGCGACUAACCGCGGCUGCUGUGGAGAUAUAUGUGGAAGUGGAAAAAACCAUAACAGAAUACGAGAACGAAAUUUCCAGUUCGAAGGAGGAGAUCAAGCGUUUACGGCGGCUGCUGGAUUUGGUUUUCAAUCCCGAAAUAAAAUUACAUCGAGCAGACCUACAUCAGCUCUAUCUCCCAGAUGAGGUUUCUCCUGAGCAGCAGGAGUGGAGCCCCAGUCUGAAGCAAGAGGACCCAGAGCCCUCACAGAUUAAAGAGGAACAUGAAGKCUGGACCAGUCAGGGGGGAGAACAGUUUAAAGAGCUAGAGCCUGAUACCAAAGAGUUAAUAUUCACUCCCUCUUUGGAAAAUCUGGAACCACCUCAGACCUCACAUCUUUUCCAAAUGCAAAUUGUGGUCUCACCCACCAGUACAACUAAAGAGAUCAAGAUGAAACCAUGUCACAUUGGUGAAAACUCUUCUUGUCAUAUUUGUGGUAAAUGUUUUGACUGUAAUUCUGGUCUGGAAAGGCAUAUGAGGGCUCAUACCGGYGAAAAACCUUAUUGCUGCAGUGAAUGUGGCAAAUGCUAUAGUCAGAUAGGAAAUCUGACAGUGCAUAUGAGGGGACAUACAGGGGAGAGAUCAUACAGAUGCUUUUUGUGUGGAGAAUACUUCAUCACAGCAUCCCAAUUAAAAUCACAUAAAAUCACUCACACGCAGGGGAGUAACAUAAUCCCGGGGACAUCCAAAAACAAAUCUCGUUUGUGUGCUGGUAACAGUCGUGAGACUAGGGAUGGACCGUAUCAGUGCAAGGAAUGUGUUAAAUCCUUCAGGCAGAAGAGGAACCUGUUACGGCAUAUGAGGAAUCACACAGGAGCAAUUAAUGCAGCAAAUGCUUCAACUGGAGUGGAAMAUUUUUUUUUAACAUGAUUUACACAGAGGAGAAAAUGUAUUUUGUGGCCACAUUUUAAUGCUCCAGCAACGAAUUCAAACAAGUGCAAUCCACAUCAGUGCAAGGACCUCAGAAAAUGGUUUGGAAAGAUUGGAUUCGGAUAUCUUGAAAAGUAAAUGAGAAACACCUUAUUCACCAGAGGGAGGAAACAUGAACGUGUCAUUUGGAUCAGUAUGAGUUGACUAAUGGACUUGUAGAACAUUAUCAAAUUAUUACAUUAUCACAUUUGUUGUUUUUGGCGAAGAUAUUUAGGAUUUGUAAGCAGUCUCAAACUUUUAUGAAUAAAAGUUGUACAGCUGUAUUCUAGAAUAUGGUGUGUUAAAAUUGACCAUUGAAUCUAACAUUUUGAACCUGGGGAUGAKCACAUUCCCAGUCAAUCCCCAUCUAAAUUGAUCAUGUGUUUCUGUUUCCUUCCUGCAAACUCUAUUAUCCUCUGCAGGUUGCGAGGCAGAUGUUUUUACAGAUGCUCUUAAACAUGACCGGCAUACAACAGUCUGUCUUUUCUGGGACAAACAUUACUGUGUUAAAAACAAAUGUAUGUUUUAAUAAAGAUGUGUUUUAAAUGGA